Messenger RNA from Scleropages formosus (Asian bonytongue), 4339 nucleotides. It is a transcript of the gene ccdc92, whose product is annotated as coiled-coil domain containing 92. The coding region runs from base 990 to 1955 and encodes 321 amino acids. The record is from RefSeq and is a predicted model, not a curated record. The transcript has 5 exons. NCBI's taxonomy places the organism in Eukaryota, Metazoa, Chordata, Actinopteri, Osteoglossiformes, Osteoglossidae.
CUCUCUCGUACUCGUUGCUCCGAUCGCGAUUUUUCCCACUAUUUUCUCAACGCGUGUUUCGCUCGUCGUCUUUGUUUCCUGAAACUCAGCCUUGUUUUCUGCUCCCAUACAGGGCCACUCAGCCAGCGUGUGUGUGUGAACCCAGUAGGUACUGUGGUCCAGUCCCUCUGGACCUUCGCUGGGUUUCUUCUACAGGGCCGAGCACUUUCUGGGCCUCCUCCUUCUGAGAGCCGAGCAAGAUAAAGAGCUGAGAUGCCCCUCGGGUCACCGGGGCUGCGGUGACGAGACCAGGAUGGGGCGUUCUGGCUCCGCCCCCUUGCGUUUCGCAGCCCCAGAGGGGUGUCGCUGCGACCCGUCUUCUUGGCCGUGACCUUAAAAAAGGUCCGCAUGCCGCAUUUUUACAUAGAUUUUUACUCAGUGCUUUAUGUUCAUUUUUUGUGCCGUCUGAGCUCGAACCCUUCGGAGUAUUCGCCUUGUGGUCGCUUCUGUGCAGCUUUAGCUUAUCGGAGCGAUGCCGAGAUCAACGGGGCGACCUGGGUGAUGGAGAGUCAUCGCGCGUCGUCCUGAAUCGUUUGUUGGAGUCGCUCAUCCUGCGGAGACACAAACAUCACACCAAGAAAUUGCAAGUGUUGCACGCAAUGUACUGUGUAUAAAACACAAAGCAAGGGCAGAAGGUCGAAGGGUUACCGUGUUUCACAGUAUGCCCGCGAUGCAGCCUGCUGUAGAAAGUUCUGGAAGAAAGCUCCUCUGUUUGUGGUAAAUUCCACUCACUGGGAUUGGAUCCAGGAGACCUUGGACGGUCUUUGUUUUGGGUACGAGUAGAUAAGCGAGUUUCGGGGAGUGUGGAAAGCCGGGGAAGAGACGUGAAGGCGAAACUCCUGGUGAGACCUCGGGUCAACUUCUCUGGGGCUUCGUUGUGCCUCAUUAUUGAAGCUCCGCAGAACCGGGAAUGGUCUUUAAACGGUCCCGGGGUCGCUGGUGAAUCCGCCAUGGCGUCCGUCAGCUUGGAGAACCAGCUGCAGAGCGCCCAGAAGAACCUGCUCUUCCUGCAGCAGGACCACGCGAACACGCUGAAGGGCCUCCACUCCGAGAUCCGCCGCCUGCAGCAGCACUGCACCGACUUGACCUAUGAGUUGAUAGUAAAGAGUUCUGAUCCAGCAGACAGCGGCGAGGCCCGCUGCAUGGAGCUGCGCAGGAGGUGCGAGGAGCUGGAGGCGCAGCUCAAGGCCAAGGAGGAGGAGAACACGGAGCUGAUGCACGAGCUGGAGCAGAAGAACGCCAUGAUCUCCGUGCUGGAGAACACCAUCAAGGAGCGUGAGAAGAAGUACCUGGAGGAGCUGAAGCUCAAGAGCCACAAGCUGGCCGUGCUGUCGGGAGAGCUGGAGCAGCGGGCGGGCACCAUCGCCUACCUCACGGCCCAGCUGCACGCCACCAAGAAGCGCCUCCUGGCGGGCAGCUCCUCCGACGGCAGCCCCACCGCGAGCCCCGUGAGCUCCUACAAGCCGACGCCGCCUCCCAAGGACCGGCAGCCGGAGACGCCGCGCCGCCGCAUGAAGAAGAGCCUGUCGCAGCCGCUGCACUCGGAGUACGCCGAGCUGUACCGGCUGGGCGCCGACGGGCGGCGGCUGGUGCUGCGCGACGCGCUGGACGCCAUGCCCGACCCCACGCCCUUCCUGCAGGCUCGCGAGGCCGCCGAGGCCCAGGUCCCCCGGGAGCGCCCCGCGGUCAUCCCGCCCAUCGGCGCCGCCCGCGAGCGCUCUCCGGCCCCGCCCGCGCCACCCUCGGGCGCCAGCCCGCGCCACAGCCCCGCCCGCCACACCCGGACCCACGUGGGCGUAGCCCACAGGAUCCACCGCGCCGCCCCGCCGGCCGCCCAGCCCGAGUCGCCGACCGUGGAUCCGGUCGACGAUACCAAGAUGGCCAACAAGCAACCGGGCGCGGACAGAACAGUGUAAGGGCCUCGCACCCGGCGCCGGGCAGCACCGAGCAACCGAACGCAACCAAAAAACACUGGAAAAAAGACGAGCGUGGAAGACGACGCCUUGUCCCCGUUCCUCCGAACGCGCAUGCCAAAAUCCGUCCCCUCGUUUUCCACGUACGGUUUCGAGCCCCACGCUGCUGUUUUUAUUUGUCUUUCCCCUCCGGUGACACGGCGCAGAGCAAAGAACGAGCGUGUCCCCGCCGCCAAUCGUCCGGGUUGUUUCCCGCUCCUCCGGCGCACGCGGACGUGUCCAUAAAUAAUAAGCGCAUACGGAUUAGCCGCCGUCCCGUAGCGUACGUAUCCGAAAGCUUCGUGUAGGAAUUGCUGCAACAUGUUAAACAGGUGUUUAUUAAUUAAACUGAUUAAUUUCCAGUGUUUUUCUUUCCACUUCCUGUUUUUAAUCUCAUUGAAUACAUAAGAAAAUAUCAGAAGAAAGGCUCUGGAUGCAUGGGUGCGUGGGUGCGUCUGCGUGUGUCUGCGUGUGCGUUUGGCCUUUUUUUGCCACGUUUCCAGUCUCAUUCUGCAGCGUUACAGUGGACACCUUGUAAACAACGUAAAAAGGCUGAACUGUUGACACUGAUUUACUAUAAACUUUACCGGUUUACUGCAUUAGUGCCGAACCAGAGACACCGUUUGAAAUGCUGAGCCACACAAAAACAUGCAUGUAGGCUUUUGCACCAUUAAAUACCUUCAUCAACAUCCGUGUGUGUGUGUGUGUGUGUGUGUGUGUGUGUGUGUGUGUAGGCACACACUGAAGUGCCCAUUUCCCUGCACCUCCAUAUAGUUAUUGCCGUUUGUCCAUUUUACCGUGUAAUUAAUCAGAGUCGCGCCGGACGGAAAACUGUGACGUUCGCCAUCGCGACCGUUAAAAUAACAGAUUCCGAACUGACGAAACAGGACAACGAACAGAUUCCAGCCGGACCUCCCAGAUCUAGACAAUACAGGCCGUCCUCUCCACUACCACCCCGACGUCUACGUGCAUAACGCCAUAUUUGUACGCUGUGCGUGUGUAUGUGUCUAUGUAUGUGUGUGUACAUAUAUAUACAUGUUAUAGAGUCAGAGGACAUGUGUCGGUGUCACCUCGGUGCUUUCGGAGACACUUAAUUAGCACUUUGCCGCAAGGGCUGUGCAGCACGAGCGAAGCUACCGCUUCUGGGACUCGUCUGACUUACAGGACGCUCCCUGGACUCCUGGACUGGCAUCCUGAUGCACCGCUCCACCCCCUGCCCCCCUCUGGCGCCGUCUGAUAAGGAUCCCCGCUCCGAUAUGUCGGUACGGCCACGCCCGCUUUUACUCCGUAAGUACUGCGUGUAAUGUUAUACAGCUGGCCAACUGUAAGAGGUUUCCCGUGUCCUGUGGAGGAAAAUGCAGGGAUGGAUGGGGUAAGAUUUCAUUAAAUGCUGCCAGAUCCAUUAGCGUCACCUUCAGAAGACCCGCAGUAAUCCUGAAAACAUGACGUCGCUCUUUCCUACAUCGGUACUUGUUCAUUUCCAGGAUGAGCUUGGAAAGGCACCCCUUGUCCCCAUGUGCACUGCCCCCACUGGGUUGGACAAGAGACGGUGGUCUGUACAGGCAUACAGGCAUACAGGCAUCCCUCGGUUUACAAAAUUAAUUCGUUCCUGGAAACGGCGCACAUAGUGACACUGUGGAUACCACAAGCUUUUUCUCCUCUUGUUUUAGCACAUUGUAAAACACUUGCACCCUUAACUGCUCUGGGGGUAACUCGCAGUUUUCUUUUGAAUUGAUCAGUUUUCUGCAGGCUGAGCAAUAAACCAAGCAGGGAUCCACUGAACAUAUUGCGUUUUUUUGUGAACAACUCUCUAAAACUGCGCACUGCUGCUAAAAUGUGUAUAAAUACCUGCAAAACCAUCAGCUAAACUUCCAUCUCAUUGCUCCGCUGUCUCCGCAAUCGUUCAGUUAAAUGACACUCCCGAUAUGGCCGGCAGACACUACUGUGGGAUUUCACACGCUCUCCGUAUCGCCCCACUCCAUUAAAGCACCACACAUUUCAAACACACCAACAGGCAGGGAGAUCUUGACGUAGACGCGCGAACUACAGUACAUUACUGCACUUCCAUUUCACUUGCGCACGAUGCACGACUUUCAAAUUUUUUGGAAGCACUUUGGAUAAAUUUUGUUAUACUGAUUGUUUGUUGCAUGAAGCAAAAAUUGGGCAUUAAAACCCAAGAGCCAGUACACCAAAAUUUUGGAUAGAGUUUGCAAAUUGAGGGAUGUCUGUAUUUUUAAAUUAUUUGAAUGUCAAUUUGUGAUUUUUUUUUUUUUUUUUUUACAUGAAUCAGACAUUUGCAACUGUAGGCCAACCAGGAUCGUGGUAUCUGCCAGAUAUUGUAAAUAAAU